Messenger RNA from Lycium ferocissimum, 1096 nucleotides. Its product is annotated as expansin-like B1. NCBI's taxonomy places the organism in Eukaryota, Viridiplantae, Streptophyta, Magnoliopsida, Solanales, Solanaceae. Gene Ontology annotation, cellular component: extracellular region. Bases 151 to 906 code for a protein of 251 amino acids. The transcript has 5 exons. The record is from RefSeq and is a predicted model, not a curated record.
UACUUUUUGACCUAUACAUAGCCAAUUUUCAACUAAACCUUUACUAUAAAUACUCAUCCAGGUCCUCAACAAUUCCAUUCACCACCAACUUAUUCUUAUUGCUUACAAUAAUCAAUUAAGCAACUCUCUUUCAAUUUGGUCUUUUUUCAAAUGGCUCCUCUUCAAGUUCUUGAAAUAUUUUUCACGUUUUUAAUCUUCAUGCAAGUUUAUUUGGGAAAUGCUCAAAGUUUCAUCCAAUCUCGAGCUGCUUAUUAUCCAAAUUCAGAAGAAAAAGGAACAGAAACUGGGGCAUGUGGAUUUGGUACUUUUGGAGCAACAAUCAACGGUGGAGAUGUAUCAGCUGCAUCUGAUCUUUAUCGAGAUGGUCUAGGAUGUGGUGCAUGCUACCAGGUGAGGUGUACAAACAGUAAUUACUGCUCAGAUAAUGGAGUUACUGUGGUAAUUACUGACCAUGGAGCAAGUGAUAGGACUGACUUUAUUCUAAGCCAACGAGCUUUUUCUCGCAUGGCUCAAACAAAAGAUGCUGCUGCUUCUCUAUUAUCACUUGGUCAUGUGGGUAUUGAGUAUAGAAGGGUUUCCUGCAGCUACCCAAACAAGAAUAUUACAUUCAAGAUUGAUGAGAGCAGCGAUAAUCCUUAUUAUUUGGCUUUUGUUAUAUGGUACCAACAAGGCAAAACAGAUAUUACUGCUGUGCAAUUGUGUGAGACACAAAAUUUUGUGUGCAAGUUACUGGAUAGGACACGUGGAGCAGUUUGGACAAGUUCUUCACCUCCAAGGGGACCAUUGCAAAUAAGAAUGCUAUUGAGUUCUGAUGAUGGAGAUGAAACUUGGGUUGUUCCUGUCAACAAUAUACCUGAGAAUUGGAAAGGUGGUGAAACAUAUGACUCUGGAAUACAAGUGAAUUAAUAUUGUUUGUUGAUUGCAUUUGUCAUAAAAAGUCUAAUAGAGAACUUGGUAAUUAUUUAAUAUUUGAUUGUUGAUUACAUUUAGCAUGAUUUGAUGUAAAAGUCGAAUACGGGUAAGUUUUUUAUCAAGAAAAUUACCCAAUUCAAUUAUUGUAUUGCCAACUAUUAAUAAAGUUUAAUUUUCUUAUAUA